CCACCGCUGGUCAACGGCAGCCUGGCGCUGGCCUUCCAGGGCACGGCGCCCCCGCCCAACUGGCGCCGGCCGGUCUACGAGCUCAGCCCCGACCCCAACAACACCGGUUUCAUCAACCAGGACUUCGUGGUGUGGAUGCGCACGGCGGCGCUGCCCACGUUCCGCAAGCUGUAUGCGCGCAUCCGCCAGGGCAACUAUUCGGCCGGGCUGCCGCGGGGCGCCUACCGCGUCAACAUCACCUACAACUACCCGGUGCGCGCGUUCGGCGGCCACAAGCUCCUCAUCUUCAGCAGCAUCUCGUGGAUGGGUGGCAAGAACCCCUUCCUCGGCAUCGCCUACCUGGUCGUCGGCUCCCUCUGCAUCCUCACUGGCUUUGUCAUGCUGAUCGUCUACAUUCGCUACCAGGACCAGGACGACGACGACGAGGAGUGAUUCCAGCUUUCCAGGGAUCCUUCCUGCUUCUUGCCAAAACUCUUUCGAGCUUCUUCUGGCAUCUCCUCCUCGCCCCUGGCCCAAUUCCAACCUCUCCUCGCUUUUCCUCCCUUUGUGAAUGAGGGGAUCAGAGAAGGGAAUUACCCCCUUGCUCUUGGGGGGCUCGCUAGACUGUCUUGCCGCGGGGAGGGAUGUUGACUGCAGAGUGAAACAUCAUUGCAAACUCUUCCCACCUCCUUCACGACACCGAGUUGCCAUGUGAGGUUCUUCAAGUUUGAGAAUGGAAGGGAUCCCUAUGGAGACUCCUGUUCAACCCCUAUCAGAGGAAGAGAUUGAGAGACCUAGCAAUAUGAAGUAACUAAGAUCAGGCAGCUGCAAGUGACUCCUGACUCUUGAGUCUAGAGCUUUUGCCACUACAAUACUGUGGUUUUCUUUUCUUUGGUGAGGGGAGUGGGUUGGAAUGGAGAGUGAGGCCCACAAAUUACCUGCAGAGAUGUGGAAGCGUGAGGGAGAACAUGCUUGUUAAAUAUGCAGGUAGAUUAGGAGACACCAACCAGAGAUUCAGUCACAGUAAGGCUGGGAUGAGACCCUCGAAGCUGUGUUUUAACAAACUCCUCUGGAGAGUCCCAUACUCCCUCAAAUUUGGGAAUCACGACCCUGAACCAGGUUGGGCCUGAAGCAGUCAACUGAGUUCACUUUUUUGGAUAGUAAUUUGUUCCCAGGGGCAGUGACAACCAUGAUGUUCCAGGUUUGGUCUGGCACUCUGCCUUGAACGUAGGAAGCUCUUGAUGACUUGUGGAAUGAAUUUUUAAAAAAUCACUAUCUCGGGAAAACUAGUUGGCAUACAGAGUUGUAGGACAGGGUUUAUGUUAUUCAUUUAAUAUUUUAGUAUUUUGGUAUAAAAGCAAACAGGCAAACUUUGCCAGGUACUGUGUAGAAACUCGAAAAUGUGAGGCCAGUUUGUACAGUUCAGAGGAAAUGCUUUAACGUAGAAUCAGACAGCUGGAAGAGAUCUUCGAGGGAAAGUAAGUUCCCUAAAGUCACAUCUAUGUCUCCUAGCUCAAUCUUCUUUAUCAUUUAGUGUGCGUGUGUGUGUGUGUGUGUGUGUGUGUGUGUUUAGAAAGGGCUUCAUACCUUUUCCCUUGUAUCUGGAAAAAAAUUUAUCUUUUCAAAUGAAAUCUGUUGAUUCCUAGUAAUCAUAUUUGAAUCAGUGCUAAGGCAUAUAUAGUCUUUUAUGUAAACUAGAAUCUUAAGAUUAUUUGAACCUUUGAGAUGACGUUAAAACUCAACUAAAAUCAUUCAAUUGAUUUUGAUUGACUAACAUCAAUCAAUAUGUUUAAAGUUAUUCUAAGAAGCAAUCGUUUUAUUUUUAAAAAACCUUGUAUGGCAAAAUAACUUUUAAAAAAACCCCUUUGUGAUAUCAUCUUACCAGUUUAUUUGUAAACGCAAACAGUUAUUUGGUAUUUGUCAGAAUUCUUCAGUGCCUGCUAUUAAGCUGUUUUCCAAUUAUUAAUUUGAUUAUACUCAUUCACUUAAAGCAGUGCAAGAUCUUGAAGUAUUUUUUUUAGCAGUUAAGUAAUAUUGAAUUGUAUUGAAUAGUUUACAUAGUUUAUUCUAGUCUUUGAAAAUUACUGAACAAUGAACAAUGUGCAUGUCAUUGACAUCUGCCUUAGAACUUCUGGGACAAUCCUGAAUCAAGAUAUUCUAUCCCAUUAUUUGCAUAUACCAAAAACACUUUGUUAAUUCAAUGUGUUGGCCUCCCAACUCCUGAACAUGACACAAUUUUAUUAUUAGAUUUUGUAUGGUGAUUUUAGGCUAUGAAAAUAUGAUCAUUAUAUGUACAUAGAGAAAUUUUUAUUUGUUACAAAUGUUUGAGCAGCUCACUAGCCCAGCCCUCCUCUAUUUUGGGUAGGAGAAUUUACUACAUUUUUUACUAUGUAGCUGAGAGCAACAUGUAUUUUGUUAUUUUUAGAAUGAUCAGUAUAUUGCUAUAAAAUGUUAAAUGAGGCUAUGAAAGUUAAAGUAUUCUGAUUCUGAUUAAAUUAAUGAAUGUGGUUCCAGGCCCUGUUCUCCGGGUUUUUGAGAGAGAAUAAAGGUUAUGUUUGUCUUACCUUUGUUAUCGACUUUGCUUGAUUCUUUUGAACUAUGAUCUUAAAGGCACAAACAGCACUAGCCACUUUGCUAAUUUCUUAAUAGCAGAUUUACACUGCAGCAAGAAAACCAUCUUUUAUAAUAACAUUCAGUUAAAAUGAACUCAAUUCAUUGUUGACUUCCUAAAACAGAAUUUGAACUUUAUCAACCUCAAC
Messenger RNA from Mandrillus leucophaeus (drill), 2738 nucleotides. RefSeq names its product transmembrane protein 30B (gene CDC50B). The transcript has a single exon. Gene Ontology annotation, biological process: phospholipid translocation. The record is from RefSeq and is a predicted model, not a curated record. NCBI's taxonomy places the organism in Eukaryota, Metazoa, Chordata, Mammalia, Primates, Cercopithecidae. The annotation marks the transcript as partial. Gene Ontology annotation, cellular component: Golgi apparatus; endoplasmic reticulum; plasma membrane.